AAGUUAUCCCCUUUGGCUGAAAUAGAAGGAGAGAGCCAAAGCCAACCAAGCAGAACUGUGAAAGGGUGAGCCAGUGGGAAAGCCGAGCUGCGGAGUUGGUGGAGAAGAAAGAACGAAACUUCUCUCUUUCUCUCUCUCUCCUCCUCCUCCUCUUCCCGGUUCCUUCCUUCCUCACUCUCUCCCCCUCUUUCUCGCUCUAGGGUUUUGGUUCUCCCCCCCAAUUCUCGAUCAAAUUCCGACGAACCCACCUUGCCAAAUUCACCGCGAUUUCGCUUCUUUCCUUUGUCCGCCGAUCGAACUGAAAUUAGCUGCCAUCUGGGCUCCGAUCGAGGGAAGGGAGAAAAACCAAGUUUCUAAUUAGUUUCGCGAAUGGCUUCCGACACAUGGGGCUCCCGAUUCUCCACUACUCGCCGCUACCAAUCUCGACCCGAUCAAUUUGAGGAAGGGGAGGUGGAAGAUGAUUCCAAAGCUGAGUUCUUGUGCCCGUUUUGCGCCGAGGAUUUCGAUGUCUUGGGGCUCUGUUGUCAUAUGGACGAGGAGCAUCCCGUCGAGACCAAAAAUGGGGUGUGCCCUGUCUGUGCUAAAAGAGUGGGAAUGGAUAUAGUUGGCCACAUCACUACACAACAUCAGAACUUCUUUAAGAUAUCCUUUGCUUCUUCAAAGUUGCGCAAAGGUGGAUCCAACACGCCGUUUGCGAUAUUGAGGAAAGAACUCCGCGAUGGAAGCUUACAGUCGCUCCUUGGUGGAUCUUCAUACUUCGCCUCGACUACAGAGCCUGAUCCGCUGCUCUCUUCCUUCAUGUUUAGUCCUGCUGGACUCAGUGAACCGAAAUCCAUUCUCCCUGCUGCUGCUUCAGAUGUCGCAACAAGUCCAGCAAUGGUAAAACCGAUCGAGGAAUCACUAGAAAGGGUUGUAGAGCCAUCAUCGAAUGCGGUAUCAGACAAGGACCACGAGGAGAGGUCUCGUCGAUGCGAGUUUGUUCGAGGAUUGGUGCUGUCCACCAUCCUAGAUGAGUUAUGAGUUAGCUGGAAUAAUGGAGAGAUGUUCUCUUCUCUGUGAAGUCUGUAGUAUAUAUAUAAGGUAAUGGUGUACUGAAAUGAGGAGAGGGGAAAAUGGCCAAAAAGUGUCCAUUUCAUGCUUACCUAAUGUACCGAUGGCACAGAAUCAUCCAUAUCUGUAACAUAAUAUAUUAUAUAUUAUCGUUUAUAUAAUUUUAAAAUUAUCAUAAUUUUGCACCGAUGACAAC
Messenger RNA from Linum tenue, 1246 nucleotides. The record is from the annotation of a GenBank genome assembly. Lineage: Eukaryota; Viridiplantae; Streptophyta; Magnoliopsida; Malpighiales; Linaceae.